Messenger RNA from Penicillium atrosanguineum, 4440 nucleotides. RefSeq lists its product as uncharacterized. Lineage: Eukaryota; Fungi; Ascomycota; Eurotiomycetes; Eurotiales; Aspergillaceae. The coding region runs from base 1 to 4440 and encodes 1479 amino acids. The record is from RefSeq and is a predicted model, not a curated record. The transcript is spliced from 4 exons.
AUGGCGGACCAUAAUAAUCCUCAGUGGCAUGGCCGCGCGACUCAGCGCCUCCCUUCCCCGCCCAACGUAAACAGCCCUCUCUCACCAGCCAGUGGAGGAAACAACCCCAUAUCCUUUCAGACGAAUGUGAAUCGUGCAAAGACAAAGCGUUGGGUCGAGGCAAAGCAAUAUUCAUACGACGGUGGCGAUUGGGGCGACGAGGACGAUGAGGAGGAUGAGGAGCCCCCGCUCCCUCCUCAGCCACCAUAUGCAACCCACAGGACCGGUAGCUCAUCGGAGUUGAGCUCCAAGCGCUUGUCCGGACUUGGAUUUGGAACCGAUGAGUCGCGAGCAAGCCCCUCGGCCGAGGCCAGGGCAAACUCUAGUGGCGGUGAUAAGGUUUUGCCUUUCGUCAGACCUGUCGACCUUUACAAGCGCAUGCGUGAAGAGAAGCCUUCGGUUGAUUCUGGACGUCAGGCUGCGGCCUCGCCAAAUCCGAUUGUGAACCCUCUGGCGCAGGCACCUGUACCUGCCAAUGCACCCUCGGCAGCUACUCGGGAUACAUCCUCAAUGGGUUUACCUGAGGUGAAACGAAUGUCUUCAUUUGGAACCGAUUUCUUAGGUGGUAGUGAUUUCACCUCGCAACAAAAGGCUACUCCCGAGUCUCAGCAGUCCGUCUUGCAACAUAAUCCCUCCCAGGCCUCUUCGCAGGGGUUCACGUCCGUGGUCCAUCAAGCUUUUGAUGUUCCCGAAACCCCUAAUUCCACCACUGCUGGCAGUGUGGGUCGGUCCAAUAGCGAUGGCACUUCUAUAAUCAGCCCCAUCAUGAGCAACCGGACGUAUCAAGACGACAAAACGCCUACAAUUCAUGAAGAUCCUGCGGAGUUCAACACCCCUACCGGAUCCUCAACGCAGCCCGCAGGCGAUUUCUUCAAGGCUGGUCACCGACGGGAUAUAAGCCUUCCCAGUCGGGAUAACAGCCCCUCGAAGCUACCUGUGGUCACAGAUCAGGACCCUCCCAAGUCAGGCCAUGGAGAAAUCUCAGCAGUCUCUCCGGGUCAAAAUUACGAUCAGCCUCAGGCUAAUAUUCCGUCUUCAAAUCCCGCGGACAAGGAUUUCGUCGCGCCUCUCAAAUUUGGUAGCACUGGAUCCGAGGGAUACCGUGGGGAAAUUCCUACAAUUGUCGCAGGCAGCUCACCAGAAGAUGCCGACAAUGAUAGGCUGCGGGAAGAAAUCAUGCGUUCAUUGAGCCGAGAGAAUUCUCAAGAGCCGGAGGAGCAGCCCCAGUCACAGGUUGCUCAGGAGGAGUCUAUUCCGCAUCAGUACGAGAAGUUCUGGGAUGGUACCCCUCAACCCAUAUCUACUCUCGAUACUGCUCCCAGGCAUCUCGCUUCUGAGUCGAAUGCUCUUGCUCCGCAAAAUCCAUGUGCGACUGCUGAGACUUCCAGUGGAGAUGCUCCUCCGAGUAAACCGAAAAUGGCAAGGCGCUUCUCAUGGGAAUCAUCCGAUGGGGAAACUCCUACACCGCAAAUUCCCGGUGGCUAUACUUCUCCUCCGCCAUUGAACGCUGCACUUGCCAUCCAAGAGCCUGAGCCCAUUGCCGAUGACUCUGAUCAGCCGGCUUCAGAAGGUCUGUCAACGGAAGCGCCGAUUGCCGAAGGCGAAGUUUCCGGCUCGGACAGCCAGCGCGUCGAAAAGCCUAGGCUGUCAAUUGUCCUUCCCACAGCUGACGGAAGCCCUCCGCCGCCCCAAAUUGCGGGGCCAAGAGACAGUCCGCAACCCGAAGCUGAGGUUGUGACUGCAAACUUCGGGAACUCAGAUACCAAUGAGUCGAAACUGCAGGGCUUCCGCGAAAUUCUCGCUUUGACGACUCCGCAAGCGCGUAUCCGGGCUUUUGACCAGACGAGAGAUCAAUUUGCCGGCCUUGACUCGGGUCUAACUCACUGGCUCGAGCUUAGUGUCGAUGACCACCCGGAGCAUGCCGGUCUAGUCCAGUCAACCCAGAGCUUGUCGGCCGAUUUCCCUCGGACAUCGCCGGCUCGAAGCAAGUUUCCCAAGCUGGGAUCUCUGGGUAACCUCACUACCAGAGAUGAGACCGCGCCGGCCAACGCCGGCCACAUCCGGCGCCCAUCUGGCCACAUUGGAACAAUAGUCAACAGGCAGAAUGUCGCGCAAAGUGGGAAGGAUCUCCUUCACACCGCGGGAUCAUUCGGUGGUAAGGCGGGUGAGGCCGCCAAGGGACUAUUUGCCAAGGGCAGGAGCAAGUUCCGACCCAGCGGAGACAAGGGUCAAUCGACAACUGAAGGACGACGGAAAUCGGGCCAAUUUCAGUUCUCGUUCCCCUCUGAGUCUACGGGUGAACAUGGUAGCUCUUCCUUGCGGAGGUCUCUCGAUAUCGGGAAUCUUCCCAUUUUCAGAGGCCGAAAUGAGACCUCUACAGCCCGUGCUGAUGUGAAGGAGACUUCGCAGGAGGGUCCGGCCGAGGGAGAGCUUCCAGGUAAGCGUUUCAAAAGGCGCCGGUCUAUGGACUUUUUGCGAAGUACAUUCGGUGUGGGUUCUUCGUCAGAGACUACGAAAGCUACGCCCUCCAACGUGGAAAAACGCAAGAGUGGAGCAUUCAUUGGCAAAUCCGAUUUUACCAAUGACUUUGAACAGGAAACGAUUGCUGCUCUUGGUCUUUCUCCGACCAAGCCUGGUCCUGAAGAGUCCCUUACUAAGCCUGCGGAGCAGUUGUCAAAGGACGAGUCUAGGGGUGCCACUUCAGCAAGUCAAACAGCCACUGGUGCGGAUAAAGAGUUUCCUAAAGACAAAAGCCUGCCGGCUCUUCCUAGCCAGAAUUCAAAUGGCCGAGUCUCGGUCGAGGUGUCGGGCGCUAAGAGCCAACCUAGUAUGGAUAUCUCCCGACCGAUGACUCCGUCAAUCCGGCCGGUAUUUGAUGAGGAUGUCAAGCCCUCUACUCCACCGAAGGACCUUCCCCCCAAAGACCUGCCGCCUAAAGGUCUCCUGUCAAGGGACGCGUCAUCGAAGGACGCCUCGCUGGCCCCGCAGCUAAGCCAGGGUCAACGCCAGCCGUCAAUCUCGACACUCGGUGCAGAUGAGAGGCACCCUCGCAGUUCCUCUGAGGGGGAGGUGGAAACACCGCCCUCUCCUAUUCAGGAGACGACAAAGGAGGCAGAUGACCCUGUAUACGAAGAACCUUUGCCUGAGGCCAACACAAUUGAACCUUCUUUGCCCUAUGAAGAAGAAAAGAUAGGGUUCGUGCCGAUCCCGAGACCACCAAGCUCAGCAGAGAUUCUUGAAUCAAAGCGCAGGUCUAUCAGCGGACUGCCGCCCUCUACUCCGGGGGUACAAAGUCCCUUGAGAAACGAAGUUAGGUACUCUCCAGGAACCAGAAGCAGCAUGUUGAGCUUUGGCAGUUGGGGGCGGCAGAGCCAGAGUCGCCCAGCUACCCCCGCCAAUGAGCUUUCUAGUCGUGCUGAUUCAGAUACUCCUGCGCCGAAUGGUGAUUCCAAAAUGAAUAAGUUGAAGAGUUUCGGAAGACGACGCCGUGCCUCGGUGGGUGAUCUUCUCACGGGCCGUCAAGACAAUAUCCAGGGAAGUACUCAGGAUCUUCCUGAAGGAGGAAAGCGGAAACGUACCUUUGGCCGGAUCAGUGUUUUGUUCAAUCGCUCCAAGGAGUCCCAGUCCUCGGAUAUUAAAAAGGAUGACCGCAUUAAACCCCAUACCAAAGCCCCCGAGUCCAAGGGUCUGCCAACACUCCCCACCAAUGGGCAUAAUGGUCAUUUCAAUGCCAAUGGCCCCAUCACAAACAAAGAGCUUCCUGCGAUGCCGGCUUUUGACUCUCUGUCAAUCGACAACGAAGCGGAUGUGCCACGCGAUGCUCGCCGCGCUAGCAUGUCUUUUCCACCCACUCUUGCAACUAAUGCUCUGCUUUCUGGUCGAUUCUAUUCUUCGACGUCUGGGGAUGUUCCAUCGUCCGCUAAACAUACUCGAGUGAAGAGCCAGCCUUUGAUGACAAUCCCGCCUCUGUCCCCUAUUGCCCCAUCUGAUUCCAAUCUGAGUAUGUCUCAGUCUUCUCAUUUGCAUACUUCCGACGGGCGGGCAUCGCAUGAGCUUCAUGCUGAGGAAGCUCAGCAAUCUCAGGAAGAGGAGGGAUCUCCCGAGCCAUUUGGAUCGGAAGCCCAGCCAGGUCUCGGUCCCAGUGUCGGUGUUAAAUCCCGCAAACAAGCAGCAGAUCAAUCCGAGUUUGCCACUACAGCCGAGACAACCGCACCCAAGAACACCACUGUCUCAAGCGCCUCCUUUCUAUCCAACCACCCCCACCGUGAUAGUUCGGCCCGCACGCUCAAUGAGUCCGCUGAGCCAGUCGAGCUCGCAAUUACCAAGGAUGACUCCAGUGAGGAGAUCCUUAUGUCCCCAACUGCAUACCCUGGACAAGAAUGGACGCCGAUGCAUUACUAG